GACUCUCUGCCCAUCGGCCUCAGAGUCAGUGCUGGCUGUGCCGAGGUGCCCAGAUGGGGCUGCCCCGGGCAGGGCUAUGGCUGAAGAGGCUCUGGGUUUUCUUGCAGUUGACUGUGCAGGUGGCUGUGGGCAAAGUGCUACUGACACUGUUUCCAGAGAGAGUCAAGCAGCACAUCCUGGCCCUGGGUCAGAAGACGGGCAUAGCCAGGAACCCCAACUUCGCUCACGACAACUGGAUCCCAACCUUCUUCAGUACCCAGUAUUUCUGGUUCGUCCUGAAGGUCUAUUGGCAGCGACUGGAGGACACGACUGAGCCAGGGGGUCUGGCCCCAAACGGCCCGGUGGUCCACCUCUCAGGACAGAGGUGUGACAUUUGGGACUUCAUGCAAGGUGACCGACCACUGGUGCUGAAUUUUGGAAGUUGCACCUGACCUUCAUUUCUUUUUAAAUUCGACCAAUUCAAGAGACUUAUCGAAGACUUUAGUUCUAUAGCAGAUUUUCUCAUCAUUUACAUUGAGGAAGCACAUGCAUCAGAUGGCUGGGCUUUUAAGAACAACGUGAACAUCAGAAAUCACCGGAACCUCCAAGACCGUCUGCAAGCGGCCCACCUGCUGCUGGACAGGAGCCCCCAGUGCCCCGUGGUGGUGGACACGAUGCAGAACCAGAGCAGUCAGCUCUACGCGGCCCUGCCCGAGAGGCUCUAUGUACUGCAGGAGGGCAGGAUCCUCUACAAGGGUAAACCUGGCCCUUGGAACUACGAUCCAGAGGAGGUGCGUGCUGUUCUGGAAAAGCUCCGCAGUUAAUCUAGGCAGAUCCCCACUUCCAGGAGACCAACAUGAGGGCUCCUCCCGGCUUGGCUCUCCGUACAACCCAGUGAGCUUCCACCUUUGACCUGUGACUCCAGCUGAAUCACUAACUCAGACUUUUUCUGAUCUAAGCAAACAACACCCAGCUAGGGAUUCUCAUCAGGACAAAUUGUCACCAUCAGAAAGUGAAGCAACACUUGAGCUGCCAGGCAAGUGAACUUUAAAAAACGUACAGCUUCACGCUGCGCUGCCCGCACUGCAGAGGCCUCGCUCAUCGCCCAGCGUCUUCAAGGAGAGCGCAGGCGCACUCCACAGGCAUGCUUACGAGCUCUGGUACCUCCCGCCACUCUGAGACCAAGUAGUUAUUAUGAUGUCCCUUCUAGUAAGAAAAUUCAUUUGACCAAAAUUGUCAUUUAUGGUAUUGAUCAAUUUAAGAUACUACACUGGUUUUUAGACCCAAGCAUGGGAAGAAUUCCGGUUGUUAAAGAUGGAUGAGGAAUUGGAAGAGAAAAGAGACGCAAUGGGAGGAGACAAUAAUCCUUUCCUUGCCAAAAGAUUGAAACCAGUUGGUUGUGGUCGUGGUGAUGGGGGAGUGUUCAUGGUAACACACUUCUAAUGCCACCAGGGAAGAGGAGAGUACUCUCCACCAUCUUUAAAUACAUUUGGUAGAAAUCUGGCUCUUCUAGAAGUUUCCACAAUCUUCACUUAGCGACACAAUCACCUAGAAGGGGGGACAGGCUUCCCCAAAGCAUUAUCGUUGUGGUCAAGCCAGACAAUGGGUACCAGCGAAACCGUCAUUCCGUCAUGCAGAUGCAUACGUCUGAAACUCUGUUUCUCUAAUUUCUUUGCUAGUCUCUUAAUGGUCAUUCGUGUUAGGCUACAUCAGACUAAUGGAUAGUCGUUGCUGGUCCUCUGUUUUAACUCUGCUUCUUUUCAUAUUUGUUUAUGACGGCCACAGCCUAAAGUUCACACAGCUGUGACUUGAUGUGAAAGAAAAUGUUUUAAGAUGCAGCAAGCUAAUACAGAAAGAUUAAAACAUAGUAGGCUAUGUUG
Molecule: messenger RNA, 1859 nt
Organism: Tupaia belangeri chinensis (Chinese tree shrew)
Lineage: Eukaryota; Metazoa; Chordata; Mammalia; Scandentia; Tupaiidae
Gene: DIO1
Product: iodothyronine deiodinase 1
Exons: 4
Biological process (GO): thyroid hormone metabolic process
Molecular function (GO): thyroxine 5'-deiodinase activity
Source: RefSeq, a predicted model, not a curated record